AUGGCCGAAUCUUCUAAAGAGAAUGGCGAGAAGAGUAGUGUGACUGGAAAUGAACACUUUGUUCGGGAUCUGAUCGAGGCAGUCAGGAAGGAAGAGAUUAUCUACAAACCGGGUCACAAAUUCUUCAGACAUCUGAUCAAGAAACAUCAGGCAUAUCUGGCAGUCGCUCGGGAGCUCACUGGACUUGGUUACAAAGACAUCUCCGGUGCGUUUUUCUUCAUUUUUUUGACAUGAUGACUUCUUUUUUGGACAAGCAUGAUGUUUUUGGAUGACUCAAUUGUUUUGUUUCGUAGUGAAGUCAUCAAUUUGGGCCUCUUUGGCUAAUCAGAUUACUUUUAGCCGAGCGAGUGAAGCAGAAAUGGAACACGGUCAAGACCAUGUAUUAUCGGCACAAGCCAAGUUGCGGGAAUCCCUGCACUUCCAAGAAUUCCGAGACCGGUUACCAAUUCUGCACCAAAUUGGACUUUCUGGAGGAGACCGAAUAUAAGGUAACAUUAUUUUAGAUUACAUGGUUUUGUAUUCUGUGCAUUUUAGUUCUAUCGAAAUCGGAAGACCAAUUCGAAGGAAGAGACCUCUUCCGUGGCCUCAUAUCAGGACAAUGGAGCGAUGGCCACGGUUUCCGUAAACGAAACUCAAGAUGGAAUGGACAGGGUCGGUUUUCUGUGUACAUUACACAUCGUAUCUCCCUCUUUUGACAGCUUUGCAAGGAUCGCAAAACACAUUUUUUUGACGAAUAGAAAACAUACGUUGCGCAUUAAAUUAUACAUUUCAGUUGUACGAACUGUUAAAUACGGCCGAGAAUGCUCAAUUAAAUGGAGAUCGGAACUCGGAUGGGGAUCCCCAAUAUAAUGAAGAGUCAAUAAAUGGGGAUGACAAUCGAAUUGGGAUCAAGGUAUGGUCCAGAGAUCAAAAUGAAAUGAAAUUUCUUUAGAGAUCAGCUGAAUGGAUCUUAUUCGAUGAACAAAUUAACUCGAAGAAACUCGAAUUGAUGGAUCUCCAACUGGAACAUCAAAGAAUCCUCAAUCAAAAGGCCGAGCAUCAAGUCAGACUGGCCAAAUACGAAGCAGAUCUCAUGGAAAUUAAAUUGAAAAAACUGGCCAACAAUAAUAUCUGA
Molecule: messenger RNA, 1114 nt
Organism: Bursaphelenchus xylophilus (pine wood nematode)
Lineage: Eukaryota; Metazoa; Nematoda; Chromadorea; Rhabditida; Aphelenchoididae
Source: the annotation of a GenBank genome assembly